This is a messenger RNA of Daphnia pulicaria, 4289 nucleotides long. Its product is annotated as 5-oxoprolinase-like. The record is from RefSeq and is a predicted model, not a curated record. Gene Ontology annotation, cellular component: cytosol. Gene Ontology annotation, biological process: glutathione metabolic process. The transcript has 20 exons. Bases 268 to 4110 code for a protein of 1280 amino acids. Lineage: Eukaryota; Metazoa; Arthropoda; Branchiopoda; Diplostraca; Daphniidae. Gene Ontology annotation, molecular function: 5-oxoprolinase (ATP-hydrolyzing) activity.
UCUAUCAAAACAAAAAACCUGUUGGGUGUUGGGUCUUGUCUUCUUGGUAGCUAGACGUUAUCACAUUCUAACAAAAGCAUUUUGUUGCUCCUGAAAAUAUAAUCGUUGUGUAAAAAUCUUUAAAAAUUCGUACACAUGUAACAGUGUAACACUAAGCGGUCAGUGUUCUGCUGUUACACCAGAUUAUUCUACAAAACUUUGUGUGCUGUUCUGUACAUUCUUUCUGCUGCUGUUACCAAAUACCAACCUCCUAAUUAUCAAAGGGAAAUGUCUGGUAAAUUCAAAUUUGCAAUUGACCGAGGUGGAACUUUUACUGAUGUCUAUGCUAUUUGCCCUGAUGGAAAAGAGAGAGUAACAAAACUACUUAGCGUUGAUCCUUCAAAUUAUCCUGAUGCUCCAAGAGAGGGAAUCAGAAGAAUUCUUGAAGAAGAGUUGGGAAUCAAAAUGCCUGCUGGCCAACCAGUGGAUACCUCAAUGAUUGAAUGGAUAAGAAUGGGAACAACUGUAGCCACAAAUGCCUUGCUCGAAAGAAAAGGGGAGAGAAUGGCUCUAGUUAUCACUAGUGGAUUUAGAGACCUUUUGUAUAUUGGGAACCAAGCCAGACCAAAAAUCUUUGACUUGAAAAUUGAAAUGCCUGAAGGCUUGUAUGAAGCAGUCAUUGAAGCUAAAGAACGAGUCAUUUUGGACCAUCCAACGUGCCAAUUAACCACGAAAGGAAGGCAGGUAGAUGCAACUAAUGGCGAGAAACUAUGGGUCAUCGAAGAACUUGAUCAAGAACAUCUAAAAAGUGAACUGAAAAAGAUUCAUGAGAUAGGAAUUUCAAGCAUCGCUGUAGUGCUAAUGCACUCUUACAUAUAUCCUGUUCACGAGGAAAUUAUUGAAAAGAUUGCCCGUAGCGUAGGAAUUCAAAGUGUCUCGUUAUCGUCCAAGAUUAUGCCUAUGAUGCGAAUCGUUCCUCGAGGCUUUACAGCUGCGUCAGACGCCUAUCUGACUCCUCACAUCCAGCGUUAUUUGCAGGGUUUCUGUUCUGGAUUCAAAAACGAGCUCGAAGGUGUAAACGUUCUGUUCAUGCAGAGUGACGGUGGUCUGACACCAAUGGAUACAUUUAGUGGCUCCCGUGCCAUUCUGUCUGGCCCGGCUGGAGGUGUAGUUGGUUAUGCACGCACGCUUUACGGAUCGGUCUCAAAUAAUCUGCCUGUCAUCGGCUUCGAUAUGGGCGGUACAUCGACAGAUGUCAGUCGCUACGACGGUGCAUGGGAGCAUGUAUUUGAAACCACAACCGCCGGUGUAACUAUUCAGGCCCCUCAGCUUGAUGUCAAUACUGUGGCAGCAGGAGGUGGAUCGAUGCUGUUUUUCCGCGAUGGAAUGUUUGUUGUGGGUCCUGAAUCGGCUGGAGCCCAUCCCGGUCCCACUUGCUACAAGAAAGGGGGACCCCUGACUGUGACGGAUGCCAAUCUUCGGCUCGGCCGUCUGAUUCCUGACUAUUUCCCCAAGAUUUUUGGAAAACAUGAAAAUGAACCUCUAGACUCGGCUUCUACCACGAAAGCGUUUCAACAACUUACCAUGCAGGUGAACGAGCGCUUCGACAUGACUGAGGAAGAAGUCGCUAUGGGAUUCAUCAAUGUCGCCAACGAGGCCAUGUGUCGACCGAUCCGCGCCCUUACCCAAGCCAAAGGCCACGAUACUUCACGCCACGUAUUGGCGUGCUUUGGUGGUGCGGGAGGGCAGCACGCCUGUGCCAUUGCUCGUAGCCUCGGCAUGAAAGUCGUACUGAUUCAUCGGUACUCCGGAAUCCUGUCUGCUUACGGCAUGGCCCUGGCAGACGUCGUUCGUGAGGAGCAAGAAGCUUGUAGCAAACCCUACCAAAUCGAUCAUUUCAAGUACAUCGAUCAAAGAAUUGCUCAGUUAGCAGAGCGAUGUCGAGACUCCCUGCUGGAGAGAGGCUUUCGUUCAGAUCAGAUACAUACCGAACCGUAUCUUCAUAUGCGCUACGAUCGAACGGACUGCGCCCUGCUUUGUGAACCAGCAGAUUGUGAUGAUAAAGGAUCAAAUCAAAUGACUUUGCACGGCGAUUUCAUGAAAUCGUUUAUCGAAAAGUAUAAAACGGAGUUUGGCUUCAGUAUUGAUGGGCGUCUAGUAAUUGUCGACGAUAUUCGCGUUAGAGGGAUCGCUAAAACGGGAAUUCAAACAGUCAAAACUCUCUCGGCUGCCUCUUCGCCAGCGACUGCUGUUGCGACAAGCCCCAUCUACUAUGAAGGGGGUUACAGGGAAUGUGAAGUCUUUUUGUUAAAAGAUCUCUUACCAGGUCACUCCAUUCCGGGCCCAGCUAUGAUUAUUGAUCAACUAGGUACCAUUAUUGUUGAACCCAACUCGACAGCUGAGUUGACUGUCCAAGGUGACUUGCGAAUUACCAUUCACGACGCGCCGACCAACAAGAUUAGUCUAGAACUCGAUGCCGUUCAGCUUUCGAUUUUCUCGCAUCGUUUCAUGAGUAUUGCAGAGCAGAUGGGAAGAAUCCUUCAACGCACUGCCGUUUCCACCAAUAUCAAAGAGCGAUUGGAUUUUUCUUGCGCUUUAUUCGGACCCGAUGGAGGAUUAGUUUCAAACGCCCCACAUAUUCCUGUUCAUCUCGGAGCAAUGCAAGAAGCUGUCCAAUAUCAAUUACGUUCAAGAGGUAGCGAUAUACUUCCGGGCGAUGUUUUUCUAUCAAACCAUCCGUCGGCUGGUGGAUCUCAUCUACCUGAUCUCACUGUUAUCACUCCUGUCUUUUGGGAGAAUCAACCAAAACCAGUGUUUUAUGUUGCAAGUCGUGGACAUCACGCUGAUAUCGGGGGUAUAACACCUGGUUCUAUGCCACCACAUUCGCAUACUUUGAAUGAGGAGGGAGCUGUUUUUACAAGCUUCGUGUUGGUACGUAAUGGAGAGUUCAAAGAGGCGGAACUUGUUGACGCUUUAAAUGCUCCUGGUAAGGUAGACAUACCUGGCGCUUCCGGCACGCGUAAUUUGCAUGAUAAUUUGUCUGACCUUCGUGCUCAAGUAGCAGCUAAUCAAAAGGGUAUCGGCCUCGUAAGCGAACUGAUGGCCUAUUAUGGCAUAGAAGUGGUUCAGCAGUACAUGAGUUAUGUGAGACACAAUGCUGAAAAUGCCGUUCGGUCAUUGCUCAAAGAAGUAGCCAAGAAGUCUGGGCGAAUGCUGAAAGCUGAGGAUUUCAUGGAUGAUGGAACCAAUAUCCGUUUAUCGGUCGAUAUUGAUCCGAAUCAAGGAUCCGCCACAUUUGACUUUACUGGGACCGGCUGCCAAGUCUGGGGAAACACGAACGCUCCUCGUGCCGUUUCGUUGUCGGCGAUCAUUUACUGUUUACGUUCCCUUGUGGGUCAUGACAUUCCGCUUAAUCAAGGUUGCCUUGUUCCAGUCCAAGUCAUCAUUCCGGAAGGCUGUCUUCUCAAUCCCUAUCCUGAAGCCGGCGUAGUGGGUGGCAACGUUUUGACCUCACAGCGGGUGGUAGACGUUGUCCUCAAAGCUUUUGGAGCUUGCGCAGCUUCACAGGGCUGUAUGAACAACAUAACGUUUGGCGACGAAACCAUGGGAUAUUACGAGACGGUAGCUGGUGGGUCAGGCGCUGGAUCCACCUGGAACGGAAGGAGCGGAAUACAUUCCCACAUGACCAACACGCGAAUAACUGACGCAGAGGUGCUUGAACGCCGGUACCCAGUCAUCUUGCGAUCCUUUUCUCUUCGAAACGGAAGUGGAGGACUUGGAAAACAUCGAGGUGGGGAUGGAAUCAGCAGGGAGCUUCUAUUCCGGAAAACAAUGACUUUAUCAGUGCUCACCGAGAGGCGUGUGUACGCUCCCUACGGACUAGAAGGCGGAGAAGAAGGUGCCAAAGGAAGCAAUUCAUUACUUCGUCGAGAUGGAGUAUUAUUGAAUUUGGGGGCGAAAUGCUCAGUUCCCGUUCAUGCCGGAGACAGUUUUAAACUUCUAACUCCGGGCGGAGGUGGAUAUGGCCGAAAAGAUGACGAAAAUAACGAACCUAAUUCACCGUCGAUCGCGAUAAAAUUUACCGAGCGAGGAAGCGUUUACGAAUUUCGUUCUCUACAAGAAUCGGCUUAAAUUGUUUCAACCCAUAGAUAAUUUUCCGUUAGACAGAAAUGGAAGAAGAAUGUGUUAAAGGCCAGAAACCCGAAUAUCUUCAGUGGGGUCUGUUCCGGUGAGGGGAAUUUUCUAGUAGUUUUCAAGUCUGUUGUAAUAGAUUUAUAAUCAUUUAAUAUAAAAGUUUAUCGUUGACUUAA